UUCCUAACAUCCAUUAAUCUCUAUAUUUCUGAAGUAAAAAAAAUACUUUUAAAACAUUUUUGCAACAUUCUGUCAAUUAUAUUUUUGAUUUGUAUCCACUGAAACAUUUCAUAUUUCUAGGUUCUACCUAUCCAGCAAUGGCCAAGUCAAAGAAUCACACAAAUCAUAACCAAAAUCGCAAAGCUCACCGUAAUGGAAUAAAAAAACCAAAACAGUUUCGCCAUGAAUCAACCUUAGGGAUGGAUGCCAAAUUCUUAAAAAACCAAAGGUUCUCUAAGAGGCACAAUCUUAGCGCCAAGCAACAACUUAAGCGUGCAAAUGAAAGGAAAACAGAGCGCGAUAAUAAAGGAAAGAAAUAGGUGUAACAUUACUUAGUAAUAAAAUUUUCUAAAACAAA
Molecule: messenger RNA, 397 nt
Organism: Diabrotica virgifera virgifera (western corn rootworm)
Lineage: Eukaryota; Metazoa; Arthropoda; Insecta; Coleoptera; Chrysomelidae
Product: 60S ribosomal protein L29-like
Exons: 3
Coding region: 138-359 (73 amino acids)
Biological process (GO): cytoplasmic translation
Cellular component (GO): ribosome; cytosolic large ribosomal subunit
Molecular function (GO): structural constituent of ribosome
Source: RefSeq, a predicted model, not a curated record